AUGAGUCAAACAUCAAUUGAAUUACGCCGCGAUAUCGCCCACGAAGAAGGUCCAUCUUCAGACCUCGAUCUCACAGGCACCACCGAGUUUCCCUCUUUACCACCGGUGGAUACUGGUAAAGAUGCCUGGUUAUUCUUGGCAGCUGCAUUCAUGGUUGAGGCUCUAAUCUGGGGCUUUCCAUUUGCCUUUGGUGUUUUUCAGGAUUAUUAUAGUACCAGUGGUCCGUUUGAAGGGUCAUCGUCCAUCGCGGCAAUCGGUACAUGUGCAAUGCCCAAGCUUGCAUAA
This is a messenger RNA of Fusarium coffeatum, 285 nucleotides long. RefSeq lists its product as uncharacterized. The coding region runs from base 1 to 285 and encodes 94 amino acids. The record is from RefSeq and is a predicted model, not a curated record. NCBI's taxonomy places the organism in Eukaryota, Fungi, Ascomycota, Sordariomycetes, Hypocreales, Nectriaceae. The transcript is spliced from 3 exons.